This is a messenger RNA of Thecamonas trahens ATCC 50062, 1424 nucleotides long. Its product is annotated as elongation factor 1 alpha long form. Gene Ontology annotation, molecular function: GTPase activity; GTP binding. Bases 18 to 1424 code for a protein of 468 amino acids. The record is from RefSeq and is a predicted model, not a curated record. Gene Ontology annotation, biological process: translation. The transcript has 2 exons. Lineage: Eukaryota; Apusomonadida; Apusomonadidae.
CUUAGACCGAAGCAAACAUGUCUGCUGAGACCUUUGACCCCGCCCGCAAGCUCAACGUCGUCAUCAUUGGCCACGUCGAUGCUGGCAAGUCCACCAUGACCGGCCGUCUCAUCUACGAGCUCGGCGGCAUCGACGAGCGUGCCAAGGAGAAGCUCGAGCAGGCUGCUGCCGAGAACAACAAGGCCGGUUUCGCCUUUGCCUACUUCAUGGACACGUCCAAGGAGGAGCGUGAGCGCGGUAUCACCAUCGACUGCCAGACGUCGUCGUUCCGCACCACCAACUACGACUACUCGAUCACCGACGCCCCCGGUCAUGCCGAUUUUAUCACGAACAUGAUCACCGGUGCCGGCCAGGCUGACGUCGCGGUCCUCAUGGUCCCGGCUGACGGUAACUUCGAGGCAUCGAUUGCCAAGCCGUCCGGCAUGAUGGCUGGUGGCCAGACCCGCCAGCACGCCAACCUCGCCAACCUGCUCGGCAUCAAGCAGCUCGUGGGCGGCGCCUACAACGAGGCUCGUUUCAACGAGAUCCGCGAUGAGGUCUCGCGCAUGAUCGACGAGGCUGGCUUCCACUCGGCCACUGUCCCGAUCAUCCCGGUUUCCGGCUGGGUUGGUGACAACCUCACCUCGCCGACCGAGAACAUGCCGUGGUACAACGGCUGGUCCGGCCGGUACGGCUACACCGCCAAGCGCAAGAAGAAGGGCUUCGAGAUUGUCGGCGGCACCGAGAUCAAGGGCAAGACCCUUGUCGAGGCGCUCGACAACUACAUGCGCAUCCCCGACCGUGACGCCAACGGCCCGCUCCACCUUUCGGUUUCGGGCUCGCGCCUCAUCCCGGGCCAGGGUCUCGUGACCAUGGGCCGGAUUGAGAUCGGUACCAUCCGCAAGGACGACGUCGUCGCGCUCGCGCGCAACGGCCUGUCUGGCAAGACCUUCUCGAUCCAGAUGCACCACCAGGACGUGGACGCCGGUAUUGCUGGCUUCAACGUCGGCAUUGUGGUCAAGUUCCCGAAGGGCACCAAGCCGAAGCAGGUCAAGCGUGGUGACCUCCUGUACCGCCCGGCUGACUACGCCGACAAGCAGGAGCUCCUCCCGCGCCGUGUCAAGUCGUUCCGCGCCAUGAUCCGCGUGCAGAACCACCCUGGUGACCUCAAGGUCGGCUUCUGCCCGCAGAUGUGCGUGCGUACCGGCCGGUGCGCUUCGCGCAUUUCGGAGAUCCACUGGGUGAUGGGCAAGCGCACUGCUGGCCAGAAGCUCGAGAACCCGGAGUUCGUCCGCAAGCACGAGAUGGCCGAGAUCACCUUCGAGCCGCAGGGCUUCCUCUACUGCGAGACCUUUGAGCGCUCGGAGUCGUACGGCCGUGUUGCCGGCCUCGAGUCGAAGACCCUUGUCUUCAUGGGCAAGAUCAUCGAUGUUGAGUACGCUUAA